Molecule: messenger RNA, 1616 nt
Organism: Cynara cardunculus var. scolymus (artichoke)
Lineage: Eukaryota; Viridiplantae; Streptophyta; Magnoliopsida; Asterales; Asteraceae
Exons: 10
Coding region: 150-1400 (416 amino acids)
Source: RefSeq, a predicted model, not a curated record
AUCCUUUCAGGUAAUAAUCUAUCUUUUCCUUUAAUCCAUGCUUCCGUUUCUUCAUCUCCAAAUCUAACAAAGCCCCAAUUGCAUGAUACUCGGAUUCAGAAGUUGAUUUUGCUGGCCAAUUGUAGCAUAUGUAAUCCUUUCUAGUGAAAAUGGCUAUAGUAUCUUUUGGAACUAGUACUUGUGGCUCAAUGGAACUAGCUGCAUAUUCAUUCAGUCCCCGACAUGCACAACGUGACGUUGUUUAUCUCAAGAGUUUGAGUUCCCAGUGGCAGCAGCAACGGCCUUGGUGGUUUGGAUUUUCUUGUGACAAAAUACGUAAUCUAGAUGCUUCAGGUCGAUCGUUGAGGAUGAUUUCAAGUGGUUAUGCUGGGAGAGACACCUACAGGAUGAAAAAGGAUAAUGAUGAUAAAAUGUAUAGGAGGCUUGAUUCUUGUUUGGUCAUUCCUCCACCUAAAGGCAAGAAGCCAAAGGCAAUCAUUAAAUUCCUUGGUGGUGCUUUUAUAGGAGCAGUUCCCGAAGUUACCUAUAGCUAUCUUCUUGGGCUAUUGGCAAAUGAAGGUUAUCUUAUUAUUUCUGUGCCGUAUAACGUGACUUUUGAUCACUCUCAAGCUGCUAGCGAAGUUUAUGAGAGGUUUCAUUCCUGCCUGAAAUUAAUAUUAACGUCUGGAUUGCCCAAUGAUGAUCUUCUAGCAGCUGAACUUGUUGAUCUUCCUCUUUAUUCUGUUGGUCAUAGUAACGGUGCCCUACUCCAAGUACUCACUGGAAGCUAUUUCUCGGAGAAGAUACCAAAGGCUAAUGCCAUAAUAUCAUACAACAACAGGCCAGCAACAGAGGCAGUACCUUACUUCGAACAGUUGGGUCCUCUAGUUAGCCAGUUGAUGCCUGUUGUGGAAGCAUCUCCUGUAUCUUCCAUGGCUAAGGGUGCCGCAGAUGCCUGGAGGGUACUGCUUGAUACAGCUGAAGCAAUGACACCUGAUUAUGAUCCUGAAGCUAGGGUUUCAUUGAACAAAUUUGUUGAUCAGUUGCCAUCAGUUUUUAAUCAGGUUGCUCAAGGAAUAUCAGAAUUCAGGCCAACACCCAUUGAGAACCGUGAAUUUUGCAAGAACUCAUAUAAUGUUCAGAAAACACUGCUGGUGAAGUUCAAUGUUGAUGCAAUUGAUGAAACAGAUCUCCUUGAGGAGACUUUGAGGCCUCGGGUGGAAGCUAUUGGUGGAACACUGGAUAAAGUUUCAUUGAGCGGUAACCAUAUCACACCAUGCAUUCAGGAACCAAAACUGCAAGCAGGUGAUGUAUACACUCCAGCAGAUGCGAUUGCGCAAGGACUCAAGACUCUUACGCUAAACGAGACCAGAAUCCUUGCCAGAACCGUUGCAGACUGGUUUAACAACAUCAACGAGUGAGGUAAAGUACGGAGAUUCAAAAGGUUAAAACCUCACCGGCUUUGCCAAUACUGUGGAUCGUCUGUUUGUGAUAUUAUGUUGUAUAUAUUUUAUAUUAAACAAACAGCAAUUGAGUAAAUAUAAACCCAGGAAUCUAAAGAACAGGGGAGGAAGAAAAGGCUGAAACUUUUCUCUAACUUCCAAAAAGAAACUAUACAUGCUUUUUUUUUUCUAGAC